Molecule: messenger RNA, 4614 nt
Organism: Neopelma chrysocephalum (saffron-crested tyrant-manakin)
Lineage: Eukaryota; Metazoa; Chordata; Aves; Passeriformes; Pipridae
Gene: SLC38A12
Product: transmembrane protein 104
Exons: 10
Coding region: 251-1747 (498 amino acids)
Source: RefSeq, a predicted model, not a curated record
GGCAGGGCCGGGGGGCUCUGGAGGCCUCGCGGGGUCCCGGGCCCUGGGGUCGGUCCACCCGGGCUGGGUGAGGGCCCUGCACGGGCUCCUGUCCCGGCCGUGCCCCGGGCUGUCUGUCAGUACACCCCUGCUCUUGCUGCUUGCUGCCUGUCUGCCAAGCUCGGCUGCUGCGUUUUGAGCCCAGGUUAAAGGGAAGAGAAGUUGAAAACACCCUCCUGGCUGUGCUCUGGGCCUCCCCUCCGUCUCCAUCAUGGCAGGGGGCAUCACUGACACUGGAGAGCUUUACUCUCCAUAUGUUGGCCUGGUUUACAUGUUCAACCUCAUCGUCGGGACAGGAGCCCUCACGAUGCCAAAGGCCUUUGCGACAGCAGGGUGGCUCGUCAGCCUCAUCCUCCUCAUGUUCCUGGGAUUUAUGAGCUAUAUGACUACGACCUUUGUGGUGGAAGCCAUGGCUGCUGCAAAUGCCCAGCUGAGAUGGAAGAGAAUGGAAAAACGCAAGGAGGAUGAUGAGGAUGAAGAUUCUUCCUCUGGAGUAUCUGACAGUGAUGUUCUCCUCCCAGAUGGCUACGAGCGAGCGGAGACACGGCCUAUCCUGUCAGUUCAGAGACGUGGCUCACCCAAUAUCUUUGAAAUCACUGAGAGGGUGGAAAUGGGCCAAAUGGCUUCCAUGUUCUUCAAUAAAGUGGGUGUCAACCUCUUCUAUUUCUGCAUAAUUAUCUACCUCUAUGGAGAUCUGGCAAUCUACGCAGCAGCAGUACCAGUCUCUCUCAUGCAGGUGACCUGCAGUGUCACUGGCAACCAUUCUUGUAGUGUUGGAGAUGGCACAAAGUACAACGACACAGACAAGUGCUGGGGGCCAAUUCGGCGAAUUGAUGCUUACAGGCUGUACCUGGCAGCAUUCACUCUCCUGUUGGGUCCUUUCACCUUCUUCAAUGUGCAGAAGACCAAGUAUCUUCAAAUCAUGACGUCCCUCAUGAGAUGGAUAGCUUUCAUCCUCAUGAUAAUUCUGGCCCUCAUCCGCAUCAGCAGAGGCCAAGCUGAAGGUCACCCGUCCAUGGCCCAGCUGUCGGGCAUCCGCAAUCUCUUUGGGGUGUGCGUCUACUCCUUCAUGUGCCAGCACUCCCUGCCAUCCCUCAUCACACCCAUCUCCAAGAAGAAGCAUGUCAACAAGCUCGUGCUGCUCGAUUACAUCCUGAUCCUGGCUUUCUACAGCCUCCUGUCCUUCACUGCCAUUUACUGCUUCCGCAACGACACCCUCAUGGACAUGUACACGCUCAACUUCACCAACUGUGAGAUCAUCAACGUUGCCUUCAUUCGGUACUUCCUGGGCCUCUUCCCCGUCUUCACCAUCAGCACCAACUUCCCCAUCAUCGCAGUGACCCUGCGCAACAACUGGAAGACCCUUUUCCACAGAGAAGGGGGGACCUACCCGUGGGUGGUGGAUAGGAUUGUCUUUCCUGCCAUCACAUUGAUUCCCCCAGUGCUGGUGGCUUUUUGCACCCACGAUCUGGAGUCCCUGGUGGGGAUCACAGGAGCCUAUGCUGGGAAUGGGAUCCAGUAUCUCAUCCCGGCUUUCCUCGCAUACUGCAGUCGGAAGGACACUCAGCUGGUCUUUGGCAGCGGGACAGUGAACAAGCACCUCUCCCCCUUCAGGCACACCUUCUGGAUUGUGUUUGUGCUCAUUUGGGGCUUUUCUUGCUUUGUGUUUGUGACUGCAAACAUUGUCCUGAGCGAGUCAAAGCUCUGAUGGGGGAUAGCAGCACGUUCCCUCUGGGGCUCCAGAGACUCCAGCAUUUCAGCUCCCCCUCUGGGACUGUGCAGUGGGGGAGAGGCAGUGUGAAGGGAAGUUUCCAGGCCACUGGCUUGGUGACACGGAUCAGACCUGGACACAGACUUUCUUCGCUCCAUUUUGGGUGUGGAUGGAGUGGAUUCAGCCUUGUCACAGUUGUGGUUCUCAGACAAAGCCCUGGGGCUGAGCCCUUGGCAGCCUGCACCAGUGUCCAGCCAUUUCUGCCUUCGGCUCUGUCGGAGCAGCACGUUCCCUGUCCCUCAGUGGCUCUCUGAGUGCUGCAGGUCUCAGCACACAGAAGAGCAGACAGCCUCGGCUGCUCACUGCACUGAUCGGCUAAAUGUCCCUUCUCCCAAAGGCAGGGAUGUGCUGUGCAGAAUCCAGCAGGAGUUUGGGAGAACUGAGUCUCCUUUCUGCUGAGACUCCUUCAAACCAACCUCCUGUGCCACCUGAAGGAAGAAAUUAGAGUGGGAAUAGACCUAAUUCAGAAGGACGUAAUUUUUUGCAGUUACAUUUUCAUUUUCUAGAGUCAUUAAUUUGUUCGUGCACCAUGGAUUGCCUGGGAUCUGUAGCUUAGAGCUGGAUUUCUCCAGCCUGGGAGUUUACAUUAACACUUCCAUCCUGUUUUCUUGUGCUGUGGCAGCCCAGUUGCUCAGAGCAAUACCCCUCUGCAUGCAGGGAUACAGCUCUUCCCCCUGGAAAGGCAAUCAGCCUUGCGUCCCUCGGCAACAACAGACGGCUUGGAGGUUUCUGCUGCCAGAGCCCUUGUCCCUUUCUCCCCUUUGCACGGGGCUGCUACAAGCAGCCAGGCCCUGAGUCCAGCGGUCGGGAUCGGGGAUGGGCUGGGGAGGUGCUAAUUACCCAGUCCUGACACGCGAGAGGCCCGCAGAGCUCCGGCUGUGCACAGUGAUGCGUUCCCAGCUCCCCGUGCUGGGUAAUUAGCCUUGAAACAAGGUGGGUGUUAACUCAGGGGAAUGUGCUGGUGCCAGGAGGAAGCGGCCGUGUCCUGGCUCAAUCCUGCCUGCAGCAGCACAGCUCCCAAAACGGGGCAGGAAAACCUGAAACCCUGCUGGAACUGGGCUUGAAUCCCCCCUCUUCUCCUUCUGCACAGGGUUAAGGUGGGCUUUGGGCUGCUUCUGCUCUGCUUCUCUGAGAAUGGGGCUGCUCUUACCUUAGGCAGCUCUAGGUGAGCCUCUGCUUUUAAGGCAAUUUUGGUCACUGUAACACCACACAGUGACAAACAACACCAAGACCUAUGCUCUGAGGCCCUUGGGCACAGAUCAAAUGGGGUUUCCUGACAAAAGGAAGAACAUUAAAAGUCUUCACCUGAAAUAUUUUAACCCCUUGUUAUCUAAGCAGGUUCAAAGCCAGGUGCAUGUCAGAUCCUCCUGCCCUCUGCACUUGCUGCAGUAUUAAAUGUCACCACUCACUAAAGCAAGCUUUGAACUGCAGCUCUUUUUAAUCAAGCUCUGUUUUCAAGUAGGACUUUCUGGUUUCCAUAUGACCUGAAGUGCUCCUCCUGGGGGAAUAUGCAAGUACCUGGAGCUGUAUAAAACCACUUUAUGGCUUUUAAAGCAAAACCCUGCACCUCUCGAGCCUGAGCACUGCCACUGUGUCCUUGUGGAGCUGCCUGGAGAGGAUCCGGGGGGACUGUUUGUCUUGUCGGCAGCUUGAUCCUAAACAGACUUUGGCAGCCCUUGCUAGUGAGUUUAAACAUCCCCAAGAGCUCCUGCAAAGCUGAUGUGGCAUCUUCAGUACCAAAUUAAGAAGGUAUUUUACAGGUAGCUGGUGCUGGUGUCUCAUUUAGGAAGCAGUAGGUUGGAGGGCAGAUUCAUGGGGCAGCUGAGCUGGGAGCCACCUGCAAGGCAGCUGAGAGCUGGGCAGAGCUGGAGGGAGGAAUUUAAUGCUGAUGAAAUGAGCCUUUGGAAGCUGGAGAGGCUGAGGGGGCUGUUCCUCUGCACGAGUGUGCAGGUGUGGGUUCAUGGAAGGGACUGAGAGCUCUCUCUGCCCUGGGCUGCCCGUGCUUUGCAAAGCUCAGCCCCAGCCCUCCACAUGCCCAUUUCAGCCUCUUGCCUUCACAUUUCAUUGCAGCCAGAGAAUGGGGCUGUUCUCCGUUAUUCCAUCUCCUCUCGCCCUCCCUUCCUCUCUCAGGGCUGCCCUGCUGGCCCUGCCUGGGAUAGGGGAGGAAGAGCACCCAGCCUGACACCCCCUCCCCUUUCCUGCCACCUCUUACAUUUACAGAUGUGCCUUCUCUUCCCUGGCCCAUAUGUCCCCCUCGACAGUGACUUCUGAGGGGCUGUACCUCCAGGAGCUGCUUGGAUCCAGGUUUUGGAUGCACUGGCACACUGAGGGCUCACACCCUGGCCCCAGCCUUUGCCGUGGUACCUUACUGGGAAGGACUCUGCUCCCCAAAGGAGCAUGAGUGCUUCUCAAAUAAAUAACCACGAAUUCCCAGACACCCAUCGUCCUUGCACAGCAGCAAAACAAAUAUAUCCGAGAAAUUGGGGUGGUUAACGGAAAGAAGCUCUACAGCAGAGAACAUUUUUCAUAUAAAACAUGACAUAGCAAUGCCUUAAAAAUUACUGGAGAAAGUGGGAAGGGGAUGGCUCAGUGCAGCCAGCGCUGGCUGGAGGGAUGCUGUGUGACCCCUGGGUGCGGGGCAUGAGCUCUCUCCUCUCACCCAUCGCGAAUUGAGUCUAUUUUUAUUUGGCCAUUAUCAGCACUAACAAUUCAUUAUUACAGAUUCACACGUGAUGCUUGUCCUGACUAUAAUUAGUUUUCAAAAAAAAAAAAGGGAUUAAAACCAAUAAAAUGCACAUUAUACA